AUGCCUCGGCAGCCUCCCGACUACGAGUCACAAAACUAUUGGGAGCAUCGAUUCAAGACGGAGACACAUUUUGAAUGGCUCGGAGACGGACACGACACGAUAGUGCCUGUUCUGCGAGCCCACUUGCUGAGCCGACACAAGGCGAAGGCUAUGCCGCCACUAUGUCUGCACAUCGGGGCAGGAGCGUCGACGUUAUCCGACGAUCUCCUCCAAGAGUAUCAUACCGUCUUCGAGAAGGCCUUCCAUAAACCUAUCAUCUUCAAUGCAGACUUUGCGUCGGAGGUGGUGGGAAGAGGAGCUCAGGUGGAGCAGGGGAGGGGGUCGGAGGUUGUCUGGGAACAAGCAGACCUGCUACAGUGGAAGGACAUGCUGACCUUGGAGGAGAAAAUUUUGAGGACAGAAGGUAGAAGGUUCGGCUUGGUCGUGGACAAGGGCACGGCGGAUGCGAUCGCUUGCGGGAAGGAUAUGGAACUCGCCAAGGAGACACUCAACGGCUCACCAAGGGAUGCACACCCGCUCAUUUACCACGAAGUCUCGCAAUACGACGCAGACAUUCUCUACUUUCAUCCCGUGGAUGUCCUCGCCUUGCACCUCGCGUCGCUCGUCGAACCAGACGGUGUAUGGCUGUCGCUAUCGUACUCGGCGGCCCGUUUUAUGGUUUUAGAGGAGGGACAUGAGGAGGAAGGCUUAAUGACGAGGUUAUUCUGGAAGAUGGAACGUGUCAUAAGCAUUAGGGCAAGGCCAGGGAGUGCAGAACCAGGGAAGCAUGUUCCGGACGUGUACCACUACCUGUACGUCUUGCGACGCACAGACACAGCGACCGCUAUAGAAUAA
Molecule: messenger RNA, 834 nt
Organism: Phanerochaete carnosa HHB-10118-sp
Lineage: Eukaryota; Fungi; Basidiomycota; Agaricomycetes; Polyporales; Phanerochaetaceae
Exons: 1
Coding region: 1-834 (277 amino acids)
Source: RefSeq, a predicted model, not a curated record